AUGCUUUUUCCGUUGAUCGCCGAGACAGCUACGCAGCAGGUACUACAGUAAUCGCCCUACAGUAAUCCAUGCGGAAAAUGUUUUCAGUUAACCGACACAAUCAAUAUCCAGUCAACUCUCGAAGACGGAAUUGAAGUGCUCAACGAGUGGAUCGAUAAAAAUUGGGUACGCAAAUUUGUUUUCGAAAAAUGGUUUCCCCAACUGUUUCAGGUUGAUCUAAUCACCACAACGACUCGGAAACCGACGACGAACACAAAAUUGACGACGACUUCGGGCGUUUAUUACGGACGUCUUGCCGAAAAAGAAUACGCCCGCAACUUGAGCACAACUUACUUGGAGCAAAGGGAAAUGAUAAAGUUGUACGUUCGAUAUCUGUUCAGGACCACUCAGAUUUUGGGAUAUUUCAAUGAGGAGCAAGCCACCGAGGUAGCCGCUUUUUCUGGGAAUUUUUAAAGAAUUUUUUGCAGAUGCGCACAAUGUUCUGGUCGGCGGACAAACUCUGCGACAACUAUUUCAGUUGUUGCGAAGGCGAUUUCUUCACGGAAAUGGGAAAAAAGUUCAAGAAUGUGCAUCGAAAUGUGUCGAGCGAUGUGCGAGUUUUGGCGAAUGUGGUGCAUCAAUUUGCGGGAAUCGGCGACAAAUUGGAUUGGAGAUUUGUGAAAUAUUGA
Molecule: messenger RNA, 668 nt
Organism: Caenorhabditis sp. 36 PRJEB53466
Lineage: Eukaryota; Metazoa; Nematoda; Chromadorea; Rhabditida; Rhabditidae
Source: the annotation of a GenBank genome assembly